AUGUCCGGGCGCAGCGGGCCCUGCGGCUGAUCCUGGAGCUUCUCCAAGGAAACUUACCCGCGGCCCAUGGCAUGCCUUGGACUUUACUGUGGGAAGACCCUAUUAUUUAAAAAUGGCUCAACUGAACUGUAUGGAGAAUGUGGGGUGUGUCCAAGAGGACAGAGAACAAACGCACAGAAGUACUGCCAGCCUUGCACGGAGUCUCCAGAGCUCUAUGACUGGCUCUAUCUUGGAUUCAUGGCUAUGCUACCCCUUGUUUUGCAUUGGUUCUUCAUUGAAUGGUACUCGGGGAAAACGAGCUCCAGCGCACUUCUCCAGCACACCACCGCAUUGUUUGAAUGCGGCGCGGCCGCUGCCAUCACCUUACUUGUGAGUGAGCCCGUCGGGGUUCUUUACAUCCGUUCAUGCCGAGUGCUGAUGCUCUCUGAUUGGUACACGAUGCUUUACAACCCCAGCCCAGAUUACGUCACCACAGUGCACUGUACCCACGAAGCUGUCUACCCACUCUACACCAUUGUAUUUAUCUACUAUGCGUUCUGCUUGGUGUUAAUGAUGCUGCUCCGGCCUCUGCUGGUAAAGAAGAUUGCCUGUGGGUUAGGGAAGUCGGAUCGAUUUAAAAGUAUUUACGCUGCACUUUACUUCUUCCCCAUUUUAACCGUGCUUCAGGCAGUUGGUGGAGGCCCUUUAUAUUACGCUUUCCCAUACAUUAUAUUGGUGUUAUCUUUGGUUACUCUGGCUGUGUACAUGUCGGCCUCUGAAAUAGAGAACUGCUAUGAUCUUCUAGUCAGGAAGAAGAGACUCAUCGUCCUCUUCAGCCACUGGCUACUUCAUGCUUACGGGAUCAUCUCCAUCUCCAGAGUGGAUAAACUCGAGCAAGACUUACCCCUUUUGGCCUUGGUACCCACGCCAGCCCUUUUUUACUUGUUCACAGCCAAGUUUACUGAACCUUCACGGAUACUCUCAGAAGGAGCCAAUGGACACUGAAUAUAACAUGCCAAAACCCCUAAGAAGUAUUCUUAAUAAAAAAGUAAAGAAAUUAAAAAUGUAUUAGUUCUCUUCUGUCAUACAUGGGAAUGAGAUUGUCA
This is a messenger RNA of Myotis myotis, 1085 nucleotides long. RefSeq names its product JNK1/MAPK8-associated membrane protein-like. Gene Ontology annotation, biological process: response to unfolded protein. The record is from RefSeq and is a predicted model, not a curated record. Gene Ontology annotation, molecular function: ubiquitin protein ligase binding. Gene Ontology annotation, cellular component: membrane. The transcript has a single exon. Lineage: Eukaryota; Metazoa; Chordata; Mammalia; Chiroptera; Vespertilionidae. The coding region runs from base 67 to 984 and encodes 305 amino acids.